AGCUCUGCGGCCGGUGGCGUCGUCGUCGUCGGCGGCGUUUCCACUCCUCUUCAAAGGGCCUUGCUUGCUCGCUUGCUUCCGGGCCGGGUGGGCAGGCAUGAGGAGCCGGGAGGUGCCAUGACGGUGCAGGCCGCCGCCGGGAGCCGCUGCAGGGGCGCGGAGUGAGCUUCGCUGCCUGCUUGGCCGCCGCUCUGGCCCCGUCAGGCCCCUUCUCUCUGCGCUGCGGCGGGCGGAGGCGGCGGCGGAAGGAGGAGCCGCGGCAGGAGAAGCCCCCCAUGGAAGGGAACCGCGACGAGGCGGAGAAAUGCCUGGGGAUCGCCCGAGAGGCCCUGGAGGCCGGGAACCGGGAGCGGGCGCAGCGCUUCCUCAACAAGGCCCAGAGGCUCUACCCGACCCAGGCCGCCAAGGUGUUACUGGAAGCAAUUAUGAAGAAUGGGAGUGCUGCUGGGAGUGGUGCAUACUGUCGAAAACCAGCAAAUAGCAGUGAUCAAAGUAAACCUAAUAAUGUGAAGGACAGCAGUGCAACUGCUGCAGGUGAAAGUGGGAAGACAUACACCAAAGAUCAAGUGGAAGGAGUACAAAGUAUAAAGAAAUGUAAAAAUUAUUAUGAAGUCCUUGGAGUGUCCAAAGAUGCCGGUGAAGAAGACUUGAAGAAAGCUUAUCGAAAGCUUGCUCUGAAGUUCCACCCAGACAAAAAUCAUGCACCAGGAGCAACAGAAGCUUUUAAAAAGAUUGGAAAUGCAUAUGGUGUGUUAAGCAAUCCAGAAAAAAGAAAGCAAUAUGACCUCACAGGUGGUGAAGAACAAUGCAGUCAUCCUGGCAAUGGCAGAUUUAACUUCCACAGGGGCUGCGAAGCAGAUAUCACUCCAGAGGACCUUUUCAAUAUGUUCUUUGGAGGUGCAUUUCCAACAGGUAGUGUGCAUUCCUUUUCCAAUGGACGGUCUGGAUAUAGUCAUCAUAAUCAGCAUCGCCACAGUGGACAUGAAAGAGAAGAGGAGAGGGGUGAUGGUGGAUUCUCUAUGUUCAUUCAGCUAAUGCCAAUUAUUGUGCUGAUCCUUGUCUCUUUGCUGAGCCAGCUGAUGGUGUCUAAUCCUCCUUAUUCCUUAUAUCCAAGAUCGGGUUCGGGGCAGACCAUUGAGAUGAAGACCGAAAACUUGCGCAUUCCCUAUUAUGUCAACAAAGACUUUAAAAAUGAAUACAAAGGUCCAAAUUUGCAGAAGAUAGAAAAGAGUGUGGAAGAGGACUAUGUGUCAAACAUCCGAAAUAACUGUUGGAAAGAAAGACAGCAAAAAACAGAUUUACUAUAUGCAGCAAAAGUGUACCGAGAUGAACGACUUCGAAGGAAAGCAGAAGCCAUUUCUAUGGAUAAUUGCAAAGAACUAGAACGAUUGACCAGCCUCUAUCGAGGAGGAUGAACUAUAUGUUGGCCUGCACUGAACUGAAGUACACAAUAUCUAUGUGUUUAAAAAGAAAAAAACCCGAGGAAAUACUGUUCUGUCAUGACAGCUAAAAAAGAGGGAUGUAAAACUACUGUGUAGCUGUUUCCAAAAACCUUAUCCUGAAGUUCCAAUAUCAUUUAAUAGCCUCUUUACUUAGUCUGAAGUAUAUGAAAAGGUUUGUUUACAUCACUGAAUUGUUCUUUAAAUUUUACUCCCAAUGCUUCUGUGAAUUCUUCUACAAGGAAGAAGCAGCUCAGAUUGGCUAGCUUUACUUGUAGAAAUGUAAACAUAGUGGUUUUCCUUCUGAAAUACUUGCCAUGUAAAUAUGUGUGGGGAAGAACACUAGUGUGUAUAUAAAAUGUUAAAAUCUCUAAGGCAUAUUUAGAGUCAUUAAAACUUUUAAUCUCAUGGAUGGAAUAAAUGAUACGACUACAUCAUUCUUUAUUCAGGUAUCAAGUGUGUGAAAUUGAAAGGAAAAGAUAACUUUUUUUGCAUAAAGUUCUAACUUGAAGGAACUUAGUAUCUUUUUUUCAAUGGGUCAUGUUGAUUUUUAGUUAAAAUACUUCAUUAAAUCAGUUUAUUGCCAGAAUUCUGGCAUUUUCCUCUUGCAGCUUUAACACUUCAUAUCUAAGCAGUGACUGGAGAAAUCUAUACCAGGCUAUUUCUUGCUAAGUGAAAUAUAGUCACCCUAAAACCGGAAUAUACAAACAUUCCAUUUAGCAUGCUGCUCUUCUGGUAUGCUAAAAGAAAACCUGGUAUAAUAAAGACAGUGCUGCUGCUGCGUCUCCCACCCUUUUAACAUUUUGAGUUGCAAAUUCUUUCAACAUGGAAGGCAUGGAAUUUCCUAUUUUGUAAAUCUGUAAGCAGCUUUGAUAUACAUUGGUGUUUAAAAAUAGCUUUUUGGCAGCCUAGCAUUUUUGUUAACCUGUAGCACUGAUUUCCCUGGACAUCAGACUAAUUAAGAAAGUUGUUCCUGAACUUAAGCCUUGUGCCUUUGAACCAUUUUGCUGAUUCUCAGGUUGUUUUGAAUUGCUGCUAUUAGUUGUACCUGGAACUUAGAUUUGCCCAAUCAUCCCAAGUAAGAAGUCAUGGAGCAAGUGUUUCAGUCCUGAUGUGUGCCGAAUAUAAUUUUAUAAAGAUCGUUGAAUAGCAAGAAUGUAAUGAAGGUGAUUAGAUUUUGAGGACUUGUAUAAGAAGCACGCAUGUAGUCACUUUCAUUAGUGUAAAAGCAAUGUGCAGUUUUGGAGACACUAAAACAUGGCAGACCUGGUGUCUGAGAAAUGAAGAUUUUAGUAAAUGUUUGUAAGCUACUGCACAUCAAAUUCUACUUCCAAAUAAUUUUUUUUUAAUUUUCCAUGAUUUGCUGUAAAGGGUAGAAACUGUGAUUUAUCUUAGAAAAUAGAACAAGCCUGCAGAAUUAUUUCAGCUUCUAUCAGAAUUUUUAAUUUGGGUAAGAAUAUAUUACCUUCUUUUUCCGUAGUAAAUUUCAGUGUUGUCUGAUUCAUACAGGUAAGUUUUUAAAAAUAGAUCAAACAUUUCUAAAGAGAUCCAUUUUCCUUGAUUGAUAGGACUGCUUAGACACAAAGUUUUUAUGUGAAACCAAUCUUCUACACAUACUUAAGGCUUUUGAAUGGCUAACUAUCCAGAAGCCUACAGCAUAGUUUCAGAGCCACUGUCUAAAUUACAACUGUUUUUGUAUAAACUUUUUGUAAUAUAUAUCUGAAAUGUGUUUCAGAGGGGAAAGAAUUGCAGAACAGGAUGGCUGUGAGUUGCACAAGUAACCUCAGUUAAGUAAAGAAUGUUUUAAAUGUUUUAAAAUAACAGGUUUUUAGUUUGUUUUGUGAAUUACAGAGUUUGUUUAAUUUGCAAAAUUCACUUAAAAUUAAUUUAAAUUUACUUAAAAUGUUACAUGCAAUAUCACAAGUAAUAGUUACUUUCAACUUGCUUCCUUUCAUUUACAGUAGGCACUUGGGGGUCUUUUGAACCCCCAGGAUCUUUUUUGCACUUACCCCAAUACCCCAUAAAGAAAAGGUAGAAUACACUAGUAUUUUCACUCCUGCAAGCAUCCAGGGACUACAGCUUUGCUUGUCCCCCAUCUCCCUUUUUGUGUGUGUGUGUCAGGAGCAACUUGAGAAACGGCAAGUGACUCCAUCUCCCUGCCCAAUUGGAAGUUUUAAAAACUGAUGUGGGACUCUCAACCACUUCCAGUUUGAUUUGUGUAUGUUUUCUCGUUCAGCCACUCACCAUGAAUUUAGGGACUGAAGUGUUGCUGCUAGACUUCACACAUUGCAGAGGCAGAAGAGUCACACAUGGACCCUUUUGGCUGUCUAGUUGUAUAGAAUACAUGAAUUUAUGGUAUCUUUCAAAAUUGUGGAACUUACUUGGAUAUGGAAUAUGUUAAUGUGGACAGCAUUAAUGAUUUAAAGAUGACCUUUUUAUUAGCUCCGAGUAAACAUGUACUGUGUUCAGUGUGUUCCCAACAAAUAUGUUUGUCAAUAGUGGGCAAUUUUGUUUCCCAGGGACCUGCCACAGGUUGCAACCCCUCAAAAUGCUUUUGUUUCUAUAUGUAUGUUCCCCCCUCCCCUGCCACCCCAAAAAGGGCUCUAUUCCCCCCCUUUCCCAAGGAAUGUAAUAUUACCAGUCGUGGGGGCUUCCAAGAAAGCAAUUUUUUUUCCAAAAGAAAAAAAAAUGGAGUGGCUCAAGAAGGCUUUGCUCGCCACCCUUUCCUUACUCCUGAUGUAUACAGUAAAGAGUUUCACAAGAAGCUUACAUCUACAAAGGAGCUUUUACGCAUUGGGGUGGGAGUCUUUUAAUCUGUAAGAACUUUAUUGUUUAAGUUGACUUGAGUAAUGAGUUUCCUAUGAGACAAGAAAGCCACUUUGUCAUUAUUAAAUAAAUGCGGAAGAAUCCAUUGGUAGUCCACAGUUUAAAAACUUUAAUGGUCUUUGAUGCAGUUUUGUGGAAACAUAACAUUUUUAUCUCGUAUAGUUGAUGGAGAAGCCAACUCAUUAGACUGAAAUGGUUGAUGCAGCUCUUCAUGUUUAACCUUUUUAAAACCAUAAUAUGUUUUCUCAAUAAAAUAUAUUCCAAAAAUGUGUGCGCUGUGAGAAAAGACUUCCUAGUUUUUACAAGAAAGGAAUUUCCAUGUGCAAUGUGUAUUCCCAAGAACAUUAAGAUAAACAGAAUCAUUUCUGCACUUAAUACAUUGGAAAAAAAAUACCAAUGCCCUACAGACCAAUUAUGUUUUCAGAACAAUUGCUGCCAAAAGAUGACUAUCUGAUAGUGACUACUAAUUUGUUGGGAUUUCAUAAAACAUGUCAGACUCUACAAGCUUAACUUGACAGUGAGUAACAUUGGCAAUAAGUUAUUUUUAAGUAAGUGUGCUUAGAAAUUGAACUGUCAGAUAUGUCUCAUGGAAGCUCUUAAACUGGAAGGGGCUUCAGUGUUCGUUUUGGAAGGGCUGAUAGGAUGAGAGAUCUAUUUGUGAAUCAUGCUUUACCAGUUUAUAACAGACACCCUGCAAAUGAAAUUCUAUGAAAUUAAGACUGGCAUCUUAACAAGAAAUAUGUCAUUUAACUGUAGGUUUAAUGGUUAGAUUUUUAAAAAUCUAAUUUGUACUUACCUAAUGUAAUAUCAGACUUCUAUCAAAAUAAAAUUAUUUUCGGUGUGAAUA
Molecule: messenger RNA, 5112 nt
Organism: Anolis carolinensis (green anole)
Lineage: Eukaryota; Metazoa; Chordata; Lepidosauria; Squamata; Anolidae
Gene: dnajb14
Product: DnaJ heat shock protein family (Hsp40) member B14
Exons: 8
Coding region: 276-1415 (379 amino acids)
Biological process (GO): cellular response to misfolded protein
Cellular component (GO): endoplasmic reticulum membrane
Molecular function (GO): Hsp70 protein binding
Source: RefSeq, a predicted model, not a curated record